CUUCAAUUUGUGGGAGGGUGCGUUAUCAAAUCUUUUUCACUUCCGCCAGUGACUUCCGCUCAUCGUUAGAUUCCGCGCGUACACAAAACGAGAUAUCGCGGGAAACCUAAAUUGUGAAUUUCCAAGUAAACAUUUCACAUAUUUAGGGAAAGAACUUCAUUACAACACGGUUUAAAUUGAUCAAACUGUUCUGUGUUUGAGAUAACUUUUCCAAUAAAUGAAUGAAUGUCGUCUAUGGGUAAUAUAAAUGAGUGUCUUCACUCGUAACAUUCGACACUGACUAGUACUGGCUCAAGACUGGCAAGUAAACUGCAAAUUGUGUAUGUAUACAUUUUCUUUUCUCUCUGUACAUUUUUUCCAUGGUUUAGGUUCUCUUUGCUGUAUCAUAUCAGCUAAAAAACCUUCAAAACAGGACAAAGCUUCUAGACUGAUAAAAUUCUCAAGAACGUUGCAUGACAAAUAUUUACACUCCUUGGAAUUGGAACUUUAUAUUUAUUCUUUAUAUUUCCAUUUUAUUAUAAUAUAUAUGCUUAUCACCUUUAAUACAUAUUUCUUCUUUGCAAUAUUUUUUCAAACAUAGAUAUUAAAGUAAUUUACAGUAUUUAGUUUAAAAUGCUUUCACUCGCUGAAAUGACAUUCAGUUUUUCUGAUGUCAUAUGGAUUACAUUUUAAUACUGGUGAAAUGUAUAUAAUAUAUUCUGUCAUGAGAUUCAACCAGGCUGUAGAUAUUUUUAUUGUAAAAUUUCAAAUUGCAGCACUACUGCAAGACAGAUUAGUUAAUUGAUAUAUAAUAUAUUUUCAUUUAAAAUCUUUACUGUAACUCACUUUGAGAGGGAUAUUUUGUAAAAAAUUCCAAGUCGUAAUUGAACUCCCUCCAGUGGUGUGAUCAGUGCUCAUCAUUUAUUCGCUGUACGCUUGCGUCAACACUAUACCUGCUUGCUUUUUGGAUCAUGGUUUUGCUCGACGCGAAGCUAUUGGGGAUCAAUAUUUCUCCAUUUCUGUACGAAACUGAUGAACACUCGGUCUUCAACUGCUGGUAGAAAAUGCCCGUAAGUGCAGUAUUUAUUGUUUGUGACAGAAUUUACUACGCCAGCAAAUACAAGCAUCAACACGACUCCACCUUUGCCUCGAAUCAUAAAUUGAUCUCAAACACGGCUAUUUAUGUUUUCUUAUUUUAUAAUUCAACUUUUACACUGUUAUUAAGACUUUCUAGUGUUUAUUUAAUUGAGCUGUGGUUGAUAAUAAGCAAUGAAGUAUCGUAAAAGCAAGAAUUUGGCGUGAACAGCAAACUAGUGUCUACAUGCCUCGAAGCCUUGUAUCGUGUUGUCUUUCACAACGCAUUUUGAAUCAAGCUUUAUUUUGUUGUAUUUUCCCUAGCAUGACCGUAGAUUGCUCGUCCCAACGUUCAGAAAAUCACUCCAUCGUCUCAGGUCGUCAGGCAAAGCUAAAAAAUGGCAAGAGCAAAGAAAUCUCGAAGUUUGAAAUUGAUUUAAAAAGAAAGCCUCCUAUAGACGGCGUCGAUGAACAAGAACCAAAGGGAAAGCUUCCUCGUCAGGAUAAAAACUUCAAUGUGAAAGAUGAUUUAACUUGUGGAGUAACCACACGAAGCAAUGUUAGACCAGGGAAACGAAGAAGGACUCAAACACCGGAGAGAUCGCUUAGUGUAACUCCAGGUAUGUACUUAGAGUGUCUAGAGUGAAUUAGUUAUGUUUUGCAAGCGCCAUAUUGAAUUCAAAAUGAAAUGUAAUAGUGACAAGUUGGGUGAGAUAUUAAGAGAUUGAUUGUAAUCAUCAAAUGCUUCUGUAUUUACAAUUAAAUAGGCAUUAAUAUUAUUAGGAUUCUUCAUAAAAAUACAUAUUGUAAAUACCAUUACAAUCAACAAUGUCAUCUGGUACUACAGUAGCAAUAUUGAAAUGUGCAUGUACAUCAACUGCAUAAAAAUGGAUUUUUCCAGAAAAGAUGCACACUCCCCCUAGGGAAGGUGUGAAAAAUUUUACUUUUGGUAAUAGUUAAAUGUACUAGGACGUCCGAAGAGUUGGGGAGGUACGGGAGGUGAGGAUGUUUUCUGGAAUGGCCCAAUGGAGAAAAGGACCGACAACAAAUAGAUGUUGCACUGCAAUCUCGGACUUGUUUGCCAAUAGGGAAGAGGAAUUUUCUUGUGAUGGAUCAGGAUGUAAACAAGUGGAUAAGUUAUGAAUGUUCAGAUGAGUGUACAUGUACUCCAAACAUUCGUAACUUAUCUACUUGUUGACAUAUAAAAUCACAGCAAAAAUUGAAAGUGUAAACGAGCCUUUUUUCCACCCUGUUGAUGAUUAUAUUAUCACUAAGACCGAACUAUGCUUAUAGCUUUCCAACUAUUUUGAAUUCAACUUUAACCCAUGAAAGCACAAGACUUUCCCUUUACGAGUAAAAUCGUCUGGCAUUAGAUAAAGUAAAAUUAAUUAAAGUGAAAAAAUAGUAAAGUAAAAUAAUAAUAUGGCUGUAUUGCAGCUUAAUUAAUGGGUUAACAAAACACAUUUAACGUGACAAGCUUUUAAUAAGACAUUUUCCAAAAAUUUGCCGCUGGGAUAGAUCUGCGUUCCAUUGUCCAGUUUUAAAGUUAUCGGCAUUUGAACAGCGGCGUACAAAAAGUGUGAAAGUUCGAAUGCCGAUAAUCCCAGAACUAAUGUAACAAUAUAAAUCAUAAGACUGGCUUCUUAACAUGUUAAAAUUUCUGGUAUUGGACAGAGUAAAAUAAUAAAGUACAUUUGGGUGCAUUCACUGCAUUGGCAUGAUUUUUUUAGUAAUAUGAUACAUGCACUAUUCUCACUAAUAAACAAUAUGGUAACAAACUCAUAAACAGGAAAGUAUUGUAUUCCCGUUUGUGAGCUUCCAUGAAGCAUGCAUUUGAAAUUAGGUUGUGUUUUGCUCAGGGAUGCCGGAGCAAUGUGAAGGCAAGGGGGGCAGAUUUUCGCCAUGAUUGGGGGCAUGCAAAUGUAACAAUUUCUAGGGGUACACCGGAACUCAGUUCUGGCCGGUUAGUUCCAGCCGGAACCCCGAUUUUUCAGAGUUCCAGUUCCGGCUGGAACUAAUAGAACAAGCAUGGCUGGAACCGGAACUCUGUUAUUUUCAGGGAGAUAGAAUAUCAAACGUUUUUGUGUCUAACAAAAGUUCACAGUAGGAAGAAAUUUGGAUUACACAAGGAAAAUAUACACCAUUAACACGUUAUUUGCGAGUAGUUUAUUCUAACAUUUGCAAGCUCUCUCCUUGAUGACUUGAAGUGUCUGCCUGUCUGGUAGCAGACAAAGUAACACAUGACUAUUUAUGAAUUAAUAAAUCAGUUCUGCUUCCAGCCGGAACUUCCGCCAGAACUUUUUUCCUGUUCCGACCGAAUCUGGUUCUGGCCGGAACUUUAAAAAUUGAUUCCAGUGCACCCCUAACAAUUUCACAUGCAAAACAAUUUGUUUGAUACCACAUAAAUGUUAUUUUGAGCAAAACAAAAAGUUUUUGUUGGCAAAUUAUGUGGGAGAAACAUUUUAAAAGAUGGUUUUGCACACUUCACAGAAGCUUGCAAAUUUUUACAAUAAAAUAAAGAAAUGGCUAAAGGGAGGGGUCAACUUCCUAUUUCCUUCUUUAAAAUUUCAGUGAGUUCAUGAAUAAUUCAAUGUUAGGUUGUUACCAACCUUUUUAGCAUGCUUGAUGUUCUAUUGAACGUUGUCCAGUUGGGGGGGCAGGAAUAGAACCUGCAGCCCUGUGAUUCUGGUCUACAGUGUCCAGUUGUCGAGCUCUAAACACAAAUUCAUGUAUAUAUAUACUAGGCUACUGCCAUAUUAGGUUAUGGGUAAAUAUUUUGUUGGCAUCACACUCAAUUGAAUAAGACACUUUAAGUGAUUGUAUUGGGCCUUGUAGUUAUAUAUAAAAUAAACUAUAAUUACUACAUAAAAAUAGGAAUUAUUAAAUAUAAAUAAUACCAAUUGAAUAAAUUAAGUUGAAGGGUGUUGUUGCAACCCUCGAAAUUCGCCUCGGCACUCGGCAAUUGCCGACGCAAAUGUCGAGGCAAGUUACGAUUUUUCAUAGUUUGCUUCGGCAAAAAAAUGCCGAGGCAAUUCCACCCGUUGUACCUUAAAUUACAAACUACAGCGUCUGUUCGUUUUUUUGCUUAAAUUUACAAACUAUACAGUGUUCGUUUUUUGUAUCACUUCUUUGUUCGAAUUGUUGUCAUCGACGUCGGGUGAACAACAGAAGAUUUCAUUCAUAGCUACUUUACAAAAUACCUAAAUUUGAGCUUUUCAGCUUCGGCUGAAAUAAAGAACAAUCUUGAUGGUUUAAAGACGGCACGUCGAGAAACUUUGUUUUAUCUUUUAGACUGUCGCGUGAUUACCGUCAAGUUUAUUCUUUCAUAUACAAUUUGUUGUUAAUUACCCCUAACUUUUUAAAAACAUUUUGAAUCAGGAACUGCCGACGUGAAUGCCGAAGUAAUUGCCGAAGGAAUUUAAGGUGAUUUCAUUGCGUGCCUCGGCAAAAAAAAUUACCGAGGCAAACUCAGUCGAAAAUUAUCAAAAGACUAAGGCAAUUAUUUGCCGAGGCAAAAAUAGUUGAAUUUCGAGGGUUGUGUUGAUGGAAAUUAUCGGGUGGACAUUUAUAUACAUUUAUUAGAAUUUCACCCGUGAGACUGCCAAAACAAAACACGCAGGCUGAGUUAACAAAUUUUCCCACAAACCUGAAAUAGUACUUGGGAACAAGUUUCACAAUUUUAUAACCCACAGAAAUGGUCAUAAAAACCAUCCGUUAUCCAGCAAAUAAGUAUCCAGCACAUCCUUAGCAGAGUGUAGCAAAGAAUUUAUGAUUACUGGCUUAAAGCAAUUUCCGAAUAAUCCACGAUCAAAAAACAAAAUCUGUUUGUAGAUGCAUGACCUUGCUUUCAAUGUAGAAUGUAAAUUGAAGUUUCCUCUCCUUUUCAUUGGCAAUACAGUAAGAAGAAAAAUAAUCAGGAAUCGCAGUCAUUAUCACUAAUACAUCACAACACAGGUGCUCAGGGAUUAUUGCAAUGUUUUUUCGUAAUUGAUUUUUUAAAUCGUUUUUAGAAUCUUCAAAGUCGGCAAACAAAAGAUUGGAAACGGGCCGUACACGUAAAAAGCGACAAUGGGAAUCAUGGGCUCCUAACGAGAAAGAUUGUUUCUUUGAAGCACUGAAUGAACACAGCAAAGAUUUUGAUAAAAUUCAGAUCUACCUUAAGAAACGUCGCGGUGACUUAUCAGCCGCCGUUAGAAAUAAAGAUCAAGUUCGUCAUUUUUAUUACAGAACUUUAAAUAAAAUUUCCAAAUAUAUCCCAGAACCUCAAGAUCCUUCAGAUGCGAAGAAAACUCAUCACGAAGUUCGUAGUUUGAUAUGUUAUGGUGAACUACGCAAGAAGUUUCGGAGUUUGAAAGAAAAAGAUGGUAAGAAGCUGACAGAGUUAAUUUCCACUGGAAAAACAACAUUUAGAUAUCAUGGUCGAAAUGUGAAUAUUCGUGCACCGACCUGUCGAGCUUUGAAGAAACUUGCAAAUGUAUCUGAAGAACAAGAACAAAUCCCGCAGAAAAUCAUGAUUGAUCUGAUGCCAAGCGAUAAUAAAACAUGGAGUAUGAUUCAAGGUCUUGCACACAACCCACGGUUGAGGACUACUGUUUCUACUAGGAAAACUGUGUCUAGUCUGAUAACAUUUUUAGUGUCAAAGUGGAAACUACAAGAUAACAUCAAUAUCUCGUUAUCACCUUGUGUCACUCAGGUAGCUUCUAAGCAAGUUGGGAAUAAAGUUGUUGAUAGUGAAGUCGUUCCUAAACUGAAACAGGCUUGUGAAGUUAAUAAUGGACCUAGUAAUACCGAGGGAAUCUCGUGUACGGAAACACCUAAAGAUAAGAUGAAUAAGACCACGUGUUCUGGAAAGAAUGAAGCGACAUCUUCCACCAAAGCGCCGUCAUCCGCGAAUCAUUCAACCGCACAAGAUGAAGUUGAUGCAAAAGACAAAGGUGAAGACAAUCAUGUCCAAGACGCUCUGAAGCAAGAAAGUUGGAACAAAUCAAACAGUGCGAGUCUCACAAUUGCCGAUAUCUAUCGAAAGAUGAAUAAUCCUCGAAAGAUACUAUUGAGCUACAAGGCGUGUCAAGAUGAACCGUCAAAUGAAACAAAUUAUGCUUUGGAACAAUUAGUGAAGCUUGCUGGUGGUGAAUUUAGUUUUAACAAGAAAGAAGUUGGUUACAUCUCAUCAUCCAAGUCUAAGGUUGUAUCUAAAGAUACUGUAAGCAAACCAAGCAAGGUGACUAAACCAAAGUCUACAGCUAAACCUCAGAAACCUCUGGCUCCUAAACCACCGCAGGAAGUAAUUAUUCCAACUGUUGUAAGUCCGUCUAUUAUUAAUCAAGUUUCAAUCAAUUCUACAUCAAAAUCUGGCAACCAUCUGACAUUUGGCUUCACUCCUAUCGGCACUUUCCCACGACCCUCGCCAUUGCUACCGAAAGCAAGGAAGAGACAAGCAGCACGUGUUGUUGUUCAAAGAACAUUACUACCUCGACCUUUCCCAGCUGUAGUCAGUCCUACAGGGAAAGGAGCUUCCCCCAUACCAUUUGUACCAUCUCCAACAGGAUUGCCAAUCCAAAAUGGUUUGUUUAAUUCAGGUAAUUGUUACGCAUGCAGGUUUUUUGUAUGUAUUUUGAAGGAAUAGACUAAUUCGCUUUGAUUCCAGAGGUCGUUUGACUCAUUUCACACGUCGAAAUUCUGGUGUUCCUUUGUUUAAACUUCCCUUGGUUACUUAAAGGGUAAAAAGCAACGAAAAUGUUUAUAAACAUUUUUUUCUUUGUUUUAUUUGUUCUUCUAGAUUAUUACAAAAUUAAAUAAGUUUUGUCUAACGUUUCGGUUUCCUAUACGAAAACCAUUUUCAAAGACUUGAACGUUUGUUCAUUGGAUAAAAUGGAUAACCGUUGAUGUUUAUCUUAUGUCAGCUGCACGAUUGCGUGAUUUAUAAACAAUGUUAGAUAUAUAAGAUUGUUUCCACUUACAGGAAAACGUUUGUGGAAAAUGAAAACUUGAGGCAAUAUUAGGGCAAGUUAUCUUUGGAUGUGGAAGCACUGACUAAACAAACAUGGCGUCCGGUUGUUAGGAAAAUUUUUAAAAAGUUUAAAAAAAAGUUAAAACCGACCUACCCUACCUAAGUUUUAACAAGAAAAAAUAGGAAACCCACAUAUUUUUUUGGCCUUACAUUAUUUCUUACGUGAUGUAAUGGUUGUUAAAUUCGAUAUCCAGCAGUUACCAUCUUGUGUAAAUACACUAGCCAAUACUUGGGUUUCAUAUGACGCCACAAAAGUGACAGGGGGUCAACUCAAAACACAAACACAGUUAUCAGAGUGAGUCGAUUGUUCGUUUUAUGUAUUAGCCUUUGUUUGGUGACAAAUACGUGGAAUUUCGUAUCAUUUUCUCACUCCAGUACAGCAUACAUUUGAGGUUGACCGUCAGAUUCACUGCAUAAUGCCGUAGUGAAACCCAAGAAUACUUAAGUUUAUUGUACUCUGAAAUACGCAAAUGUAUUGCCACAACCUCUUGGCAAGUGUAGCUCAAUGGUUAAAGGAUAGUAGAGAUUCACUUGUAAUUGUGGGAACCAUUGAGUGUUUUAAUUAAAUACAAUACAAUACAAUAGUAACUCCGAAAACGGGUAACAUUUUGUAAAGUGUUUGUUCGACGUUUCUACUGGAUUUAGUUAUCAGAAAUGAUGAAAUUACUAUACAUAUCAUAGAUAUAUACAAGUGAAGAAAUAUGAGAAAUACUAUGUAAGGUCAUUAGUUAAUCUUUACCAUUUUCGGAGUUACUAUUGUAUUGUAUUUAAGUUCACUCUUGCUUGAGCGGUAUUGUUUUGUGCUACAGUCAUAGAUCUAAACGUUUCACAUCUUUGCCCGAAAUCACACUCGCACUGAGUAGUUAAAGUGUGAUUUCUAAAACACUUUAAAAUCUUUCUAUGAAUAUUCUCAGGGCAAGUGAAUAAACCAAGAAAGAUAUUACCAAAAGAAUCAAAUGUUCGCAACGGAGAAACAAGCACUAACGCAACCCCGCCUGCAGCAAAUCUUACGGUGGACUCGUUGAUUAAACUUGCUAUGAGUCAAGAUAUACCUGAAAAUUUAGAAAGUUUAAUUUUGUCGAAGCCAUUGAAUCUUGAUAAAACUCCAUCAGAUCAUGUUCAUACGGAGGAAAUUGACAGUGGUAUAGCUCUAGGACAUCUGAAAACUGUAAAAGAAGUUGAGAACUUAACCGAAGCUAUGAAUCAUCUGGAUAGUACGAAACACGAUACUGACGACUUACUCGAUAACUUGAAGUCCUCUGAAGACGAAGAUCCCUUCAAGUUUUUGUCUCCUUCGCAUAUACCAAGUUUUCCACCAGAGGGAUGGUUGAAUGAAGAGGUAUGUGAUAUGGGUAACAUUUAUACUUUAUUAAUAACCAACCCAGAGUCGCAAGAACUGUUCAACCUUCCUCCGGGUAAAGUUUUUCAAAUCUUCCUCAAAAUUAUGUGAAUUAUGGCUUUUUCAAAUUGCAAAAUAUAUAAAUUAGGUCUUAUUCCUAUUUCCUACUGACCAAUUUUUUUAUUUAUUUUUUUAUUUUUAAACUUUACCAACAUAAAAUGUGCACACAAACAUGACAGUAUAACAGCAAACAUGUACGUCAUUGAAUCUAACAACGAAUGGCGGGGACCUUGGCCUUGAGACCUUGUACUGCCUCGGCACUGAAAUGUUUUUUGACAAUGAUUGUUGAAUGAUAAUUUACCAGUGUUUCUUGCAUAUUUUCCUUGUUUAACUAGUAGAACCGAACGUACAAGUGCAUCAGAAGACUAAGCGAGAGUUUUGUGUAGAAAUGCUGUGUUUACGGCAAGUUAUUUUGCAUUCGCAAGCGUCAACAAAAUCCGGCAUUUUCACAGACUCACAGUUUGAUUAUCAUGUCGAUAGAUGCUUUGAAAAUUCAACUGAAAACAUUUUAAACCACCCGUAUUUGUAUAGAAUAUAUGUUAGUUGUAUUAACAUUGAACUUCUUUCUGUUUGAACCCAAAUUUGUACUUGCUGUUCAAACGAGAUAUUCUAUACACUGGAAACGUAGAGUACAUUUUACUUUGUCUCAAGCAAAAAAAUUAUAAAGAUUAAACAGGCAUUCAAAAAUAUACAACAACCACAAAUAUCUCGUUAUUUCUUCGGGGAAAUCUUCAAGUUUCAAUAGAAAUCUGACGCAUGCGCAACAAAUUUCCCAGCUGUUCUCACAUAUGAUAAACUUUCCUCACGGUUCUACCUGCAUACCCGCAGCUUUUUUGCAACUCUGUACCGACCUUUGCAUAUAUGUACCUGGAGAUUAAUAGUACAAGCACUUCUACUACAGGUAUACGGUAAUAAAAACUCGGACAAUCUUCUCCAAAACGAGGCUUGAAACUCAAACUUUCUCCGCAAUUAUAUAUUUCAGAAUAUGCUUUGCGGAAAUUGUGCGGGCAAAUUGUGAAAACUAACUGUAAAAGAAAUAAAAUACUUGAUUGUUAUUUUUCCAUCCAUCAACACGCCAUUAAAAACAUGCUUUAAAAUGGUUAUAUUGUUGUUCAGAAAUGAUGCAUGGAAAGACAAAACCAACAAUCUUCUGGGUUGGGGGGUUUGGGGGUUUGGUGGAAGUUGGUAGUGUUCUCCUUCUAAAAAUAGAUUACAAUGCUUGUACCCUGUGUACCAGGUACGUUCGAUCAAUGGGAAAUAUGGGCGGCAGAUGCGAUUUUGUUCUUUUUACCGCCGAGUUAAGCCUAGUACUGUACAUCGUAGCUUACUAAAGUAGUUUAAUUUUAAUUGCAGAGUACGGACUUUUCGCUUGGUACGCUGUUCUGUAAGUUAUUUUCAUCUUUAAUGUCGGGCAUACAUCUUAUUUUGCGAGAUGUUGAGAAGUUUUCCUUGAUUUGUGCUAUUUUUUUCAGCUCAUCUGGAAACUUCGCCAGUGAAACAAAAACCAAGCAGUGUUCUCGUAAGUCAAUUUUAUUUUUCAUGUUGUUCGUUAGUUUUUCGUUUUCAAUUUUUUUUCUAUCUGAGCAUGAUUCGUAAGGCCCGGUCACACCACACAACGAUAACGAUACGAUAACUUGUAUACGCCCGAUGAUUGCUCAAAAAUUUAUCGUUAUCGCCCGACUGAAAUUUUAUCAUUUUCGUUAAUGUAGUGUGGACACCAACGUAUUUUUUUUGCCAAUUAUCGCGUGUUUACAAAUUAUCGUUGUGUAGUGUGACCGGGCCUUUCUUUACACAGCAGAAAACGCCUAGCCUGUAACAAUGUUGUUGAAAACAGGCCUGAACAAUAUUUUGCUGCCCAUAUUGUUCCUGCUGAACAAUAUUGUUAACAACCAGGAACAACAUGGGCAGCAAAAUAUUAUUCAGGCCUGUUUUCAACAACAUUGUUACAGGCUAGGCGUUUUUUGCUGUGUACAUAACCACUAACAUGCUGUAUGUUUCACUUUGUCGAUAUUUUUCUCUCUCAUUACGAAAUUCGUAAUUUUAGCUUCGGAAACUGAAAAAUUUUGACAAUUCUGAUAUUUUCCCGUCUUAAUAGGAUACCCCGAAGAAAGCUGGGGCAGCAAGUUACUCUGGCUCAAAGUAUUCUCAAGUACGUAACCAAAUACUUCAUGUUAGUCUGCAUAUUUGUUAAACUCAAUUUUUUUAAAAGUUUGUUACGGUAGUUUUUAUUUUUGAAAGUUGUUUACGACCAUAUACUGUAAGCAAAACUCGUUUCUGUUUGUUUGUUUGUUUGUUUGUUUGUUUGUUCGCGCUACGAACGCGUGCUACAGUAGUCCUACAAACGUUUCAUGUGAUUGAGGUUUGAAUUCAAAAUUCCAUUAAUUUCUGAAACCGGGAUCAUAUACCCAGGUCCCACAACUACAAAACGGCCAGAGGCUGUAGUUGUUAUAUCGUGCGCAGUGUUCGGAUUGAAUAUUCGUGCGUGAAACUGAAUGUUAUCCGAAUGUACGCAGAAUUAUUGAUUACGUCAUUUGAAAAGAUGUAAAACGAUGUGAUUGUGAAGUGGCCUUAGUUUAUCUCUUGUUGUAAACGUUUCCUAUGGGUAUAUGCGUUCACUAAGUUGAAAUAUUUAAGAAGGCAAAAGAGAUCUUAGACGUCAGUUCCUGUCUCUUUCUAUUGUUUUUGCGCGGUUAACACGAAGCUGGCAAGGAGUGUGCCGAAAUUUCGUAUUUUGACGUCGAUUUAAAGAAUAACACUAUAGUUUUAUCAAUUGAUAACUUGUUUAGCGAUACGGUCCGUUAGAAAAAACUAGACUGAGCUGGGAAAAUGGUAUUAAAAUUCCACCAACACAGAAAAAAUCAAGGUAUUAAAACUGUUUACGAGCUACGACCUUCAUAGAUAUUGGACGUCAAUUUCCGCCAUCUUGGCUUCACUUUUCUCAUUGACCGAAUGAUUCAAGCUGGAGUAAUACGAGCAACAAAAUUGCUGCAACUUGCAACAAAAUCUGAUUUCAACGCAUGUUAAGUAGAAAUAUUGAAACAUGUUGUCUCGCGAUUUGUAAUUUAUGUUAGACAUUUUCAAUGGACCAUUUGCAUUUUGAUCUAGACAAAAAUUUCAUCACAUCUUGAAAGAGCAUCACAAAAUUAGUAAUAUUCCAAAGUUUCGUUGCGAAAUGUUGUAAAAUACGGAUAAUAUAGCCAUGCGAAGUUUGCAAUUUUCAGUCAUUUUCUAUUACAAACGGGAAAUUGAUGCCCCAACACCCGAUUGGGCUGUCAAUUUCCCGUGCGCAAUACAAAAUGACUGAAAAACGGCAAAUUUCGCAUGGCUAUAUUAUCCGCAUUUUACAACAUUUCGUAACGAAACUUUGGAAUGUUACUAAUUUUGUGAUACUCUUUCAAGCUGUGAUGAAAUUUUUGUCUAGAUCAAAAUUUAGUCUAUAAUGCAAAUGGUCCAUUAACAUGCAUAGAAAUCAGAUUUUGUUGCAAGUUGCAGCAAUUUUGUUGCCGGUAUUACUCCACCUUCAAGUUCUUGCUCCAGAUAUAUAGAGAGCUCACACUGAUUCCCGCUUGAUAAUGACGACAUUUUCUUUAGGCUGCUCCGAUGUUCUGCGACAUGAUGGAUGAAAAUAGUGUGGAUUAUGUGAAGAAGUUUCGUGAUUUGGCGAAGAAAAUGGGAAAUGAUCAAGAAUCCAGUUCUUCAGAUAAUGUUGACUGUGGACCUUCAAUUAGUUUUAAAUCACUUCUAUCAGAAGCUUCGAAGUAAG
Paramuricea clavata is the source of this 12225-nucleotide messenger RNA. The record is from the annotation of a GenBank genome assembly. NCBI's taxonomy places the organism in Eukaryota, Metazoa, Cnidaria, Anthozoa, Malacalcyonacea, Plexauridae.